GGAUUCAGGAAACUCUUGGCUGAAUCUGGCAUCGUUUUUCUUUUAUUCCUUAUGGAUUUCGCACCAGAGCAGCCUAAACACACCAAGUCCAAAAUCGCGAUGAGUGGUGAUAAGUCAUGUCAUGCCGUUUUUCGAGGGGAAAAGUUAAAGGAUUACUCGCGAUCUCAUGCGGAUCUGUUCGCCUGCACGUAGCUGGUUUAUAAAAGCUCUUGUGUUGGAAUGGGCUGUGUGUCAGGAUGGCCACGUCUGUGCAUACGAGGUUGGAGAUCAGUGUCAGUUUCCAACACGGGCUCUAUAUUUAGCUGGUAGGGGGAGUGGGUGACCCAGUCUGAGUGCAACACGUACAGAAACACUUCUCUGGACCCCAACAAUCUUUCACCUGCUUGCUGUUUCUUUAUAAUUGGUGUGUGGUGAAGGCGAAGAUGAGCAUCCCCACACCACAAUGACAGACUGAUGUGCCGUAGAGAUUGCUUGGCAGUUGAGCUGUUAUUUGUGUCCUACUGACAAUCCAUCUUGGUAAUCAGUGAAGAGGCAAUUAGAAGUGACCAUGUGUCAGUCAGAGGUGCCAGGGGCCAGACUGGGCCUGAACAGUCCUGACCUGCUGGUGAGAGAGGCUUUUCUGAUGGCCCAUGACUACAUAGACUAUGUAACCACAGGAGGGGCAGACAGCACCAUGGGUCCUGCUCCUACAGUCUGCACCACAGCCCUGCGCCACGCCGGAGAUGAGCUCUUCAACCGCUUUCCCAUCUUCUUCAGGCGCUGGCCUCGUGUCUUCCAGGAUGUGACAGAGAAUACAGCCUGCCCCAUGCUCAUGAGCAUCCUGGAUGAGCACUUCUUUCCCCCCGUCACUGGGGGGCGGCGCAGAGAGCUGUCCUGGAGUGCAGUGCUUUCAGUAUAUGUGCUGGCUGGCCAGAUGGCUCUGCAUUGCCAUGAGAGAGGCAUGGUGGUGGUCCUGCCUCAGCUGAAGGAGUGUGUGGGGGCCUAUGUAGAGAGGGUAAUCUGCCCUGAGAUACGAGACAAGGGAGGAUGGACUGGUUUUGUGUCACGCUUUGGAGAGAAGCAGGGCUUGGAGAGCCAGGUGAAGAAAGUGUGUUGUUGGACACUGCUGGCAUUGGCCAUCAGCAUCCUCGCCUACUGCUUGUGGAAAAGAAUGACUUAGCCAACACUACCACCUAGUGACCGCAACCACAAACUGUCCAAAGCUGAGCUACUACAUGAAAAUGUUGGCAGAUGUACUUCACAGUCUGUAAUUCUCAAAUACUUCAUAAAGGAUUUGAACAAAUCACAU
This is a messenger RNA of Epinephelus moara (kelp grouper), 1288 nucleotides long. It is a transcript of the gene bcl2l16, whose product is annotated as BCL2 like 16. The record is from RefSeq and is a predicted model, not a curated record. Gene Ontology annotation, molecular function: protein heterodimerization activity; protein homodimerization activity. Lineage: Eukaryota; Metazoa; Chordata; Actinopteri; Perciformes; Serranidae. Gene Ontology annotation, biological process: extrinsic apoptotic signaling pathway in absence of ligand; regulation of apoptotic process; intrinsic apoptotic signaling pathway in response to DNA damage. The transcript has 4 exons. Gene Ontology annotation, cellular component: mitochondrial outer membrane. The coding region runs from base 548 to 1159 and encodes 203 amino acids.